Messenger RNA from Striga hermonthica, 461 nucleotides. NCBI's taxonomy places the organism in Eukaryota, Viridiplantae, Streptophyta, Magnoliopsida, Lamiales, Orobanchaceae. The record is from the annotation of a GenBank genome assembly.
CCCAGCCCACUCAACUCCGGCGAGACGAGCAGCCAGAGCCUCCCCCAAUCCCGUCCCAACCCCGAACCCCCUCCUCCCACUGCAAGACGAGCCCACCACUGGAACCACCGAAAUUGAGCCCGCCAACAGCGAACCAAACCUGAGCAGAGCCAAAAGAGGGCCUAUCCUCGACGAAACGAGCCCGGAACCCAUACCGCAGAGACUUCCGCUAGCGGAAGAGACCACAGAACCGCCGACGAUGCAGGGGAGAAGAGGAGUAGAAGAGAAGGAAGAGGGGUUGAGGGAGCAACGGCGAACCAGAAUCGCCGGGGAAGGCACAACGGCGAGCUUGAAUUACCUGGUUAGGGUUUGGGUGAUUUGGGCGAGAGAAAAAAGGCCCACAUUGUCCACCGCUCACCUUUCUUUCUUCCGUUUUUUUUUUUUUCCUGCCAUGGCCCACCUCACUCCCCUUUUCUACAUUA